GGUGUAUACACGUAACUACUUCUCUAAGGAGAUAUCUGCGAGAUGAAUCGUGAUUAUUAUUAUUUUUUUGCAUAGAACAUAUAAAAAUGACAAUUUGCAAAAGGUAGUUGAAACGUUAGUAAUAUUUAACACUGCUCAGUUAUUAAAACAGGAUAUUGUUUUGACGUUUGAUAAUAUUCCAAAACAUUACAACAAUUCUUUCUGAUUGGAAUAUUGGAGGUAUACAAGAUGCAUGAAAGUAUAGAUGAUAUAUGUAAAGCAAUUGAUGAAAAUUUAUUGCGUAAUUUAGAGCUAAUGGAAGGGAAAAUUAUUGUCAAUGUUCAACUAGAAAACAUAUUGCGUGAUGGUCAUAUUGAAUUAGCUAAAGCUAAAUAUAUACGUGGCAAGGAAAGCAUAAGUGUGCUACAGAUUCCUGAUGAUGAUGAAAAAGUUGCUACACUAUUUGAAUUAGAAACAAAGAUAACUGAAGAAACAGGGAAAAUAAUACCAAAUUUUGAUAUAAGCUUAAAAAAGUUAGAUAAAGAUGGAGGAGAGAUUCAAGAUCCUAUAAAAUGGUUUGGUGUACUAGUUCCACAAAGUUUACGAAUUGCUCAAAAACGAUUUCAAGAGUCCCUUUAUCUUGUCAUAAGAGCAGCAAACAUACAAGCAGAACUCAACUCUGUAUUAGACAAAUUAAAGUCUUUAUACUUUUUGAAGAAUGAUUCUUGUUUGAUAGAAACCAAUAAAAAAUAAAGAUUAUUAUAGCGUGUUCGAA
Messenger RNA from Hylaeus anthracinus, 754 nucleotides. RefSeq names its product coiled-coil domain-containing protein 115-like. Gene Ontology annotation, cellular component: extrinsic component of endoplasmic reticulum membrane. The transcript has 2 exons. Gene Ontology annotation, biological process: vacuolar proton-transporting V-type ATPase complex assembly. The record is from RefSeq and is a predicted model, not a curated record. The coding region runs from base 229 to 732 and encodes 167 amino acids. NCBI's taxonomy places the organism in Eukaryota, Metazoa, Arthropoda, Insecta, Hymenoptera, Colletidae.